Messenger RNA from Ogataea angusta, 1953 nucleotides. RefSeq lists its product as uncharacterized. Bases 1 to 1953 code for a protein of 650 amino acids. Gene Ontology annotation, cellular component: nucleus. The transcript has a single exon. Gene Ontology annotation, biological process: positive regulation of transcription by RNA polymerase II. The record is from RefSeq and is a predicted model, not a curated record. Gene Ontology annotation, molecular function: DNA-binding transcription factor activity, RNA polymerase II-specific; zinc ion binding; transcription cis-regulatory region binding. NCBI's taxonomy places the organism in Eukaryota, Fungi, Ascomycota, Pichiomycetes, Pichiales, Pichiaceae.
AUGACGGAGAUUAUACAGCUGAGUCUGUCGCACGCGGGGUCCGGCUUUGUGGAUCGAAAGGGCCGCAAGAGAUCGAAAAACGGGUGCAUGACGUGCAAGAUCCGCAAGAAACGGUGCGACGAACAGCGGCCCAGCUGUGGGGCGUGUAUCCGGCUCAAGAAGGAUUGCAAGUACGUGAGCGAGGAGAUGACCAAGGAGGAGGUGCGGCAGCUGCGGCGGGAGUGCAAGAUCCUGGACGCCGAGCGCAAAUGUCGCCGUCGCAAGCCGCAGCAGCCCAGAAUCAAGACAGAGCCUGUGGACGAGCCCUUGGGCGGGAACAAGGUCGUAUUCAACCCGUUGUCGGUGGUGAGUACCGUUUCCGGCCCGCACGCGGCGGCCUUUUCCGUGUGGAACGCCUUUGACAGCACGGAAGAGCCGGACCUGAGGCAAAAUGACGAGCCGGGCCAGUUGGCGAGCACGCAGUUCAGCCCGUUGUCGCUUGCGGCCAAUUUCUCGCCGUCUUUCGCCAAGUUCCUGAACGAGCUGCCCCUGGACGAGGGCCGGCGGACGCCUGUUGGCGGCAACAUCACGCCGCUGUAUCUGGAGACUCCUCCCUCCGUGGCGAGCCCGCUGUACGCGAGCCCGUCGAUCGUGACGAACUCGCCGCUCGCGUCGCUGUCCAGCGUCGGCAAGCAGCUGUACGAGUACUACCGCGACAACCUGUGUCACGUGGUGUCGGUGGUGCACAAGAACGAAAACAUGUACCUGCGGACGUUUCUGCCCAUGGCACACAUGGACAAGAGCGUUUUGUACGGGAUACUGGCCUGGAGCGCGUUCCAUCUGGGUGGCACCAGGAUGGAGCAACAGGGCCAGUACUACAUCAACCGGGCGAUCGAGGUGAUUGGCGAGCGGCCGCUGCUGCCGAACGAGUCGCGCGAAAAUUACAGGGCUUUGGCGGAGGACGUGGAGGACGAGGAGCUGGUGACGAAGGAGACGGACGAGUUCGACGACUCGGUGGCGUUGUCGACGCUGGGUUUCUCGGACAUGAUCAAUUUGCGCCUGGCUGCGCUAAUGAUCCUGUGCGGAGUGGAAAUCUGCAAGGGUGACGUGAGCAAGUGGGCCAAGUACCUGCCCUACGGCGCGAGUCUGAUCAAGAAAAAGGGCGGGAUCCGCUCCUUCAACGGGUGCAAAGACGAGCAUUUUCUGGUGACCAACUACGCGUACCACGACAUGAUGUCUGCGGCGAUCGUCGAGGACCGCCAGCUGCACUUUGCGCUCGAGGAGUACGAGGAUAUGUGGAUAGCCUCGAACCGGAUCCGGUUUCUGGACCCGCUGCACGGGCUGUCGUCGCCGGUGUUCAAGAUUCUGGCGGAGAUCAACCAGCUGGCGGUGAAAUCGCGGCAGACUCUGAAACAGUACCACGACCCCGAGGUGCCGCUGAGCGAGGACUGCUGCGGUGCGCAAAAACGGCCGCACCGCAUGGCGGAGGUCUACGACAAGUUCAUGCACGAGUGCUACGCUCUGGACUCCAAACUGAACGAGGCUUCGCCAAACUAUAUACUGAUGAACGACAUGGACCCGGCGGACUUCGAGCUGCAGCUGACCAUGUUCGAGGCGUUCCAGCUGGCGGCGAAAAUCCAUCUGCGGCAGUCGGUGCUGCGCAUGAACCCGGCGUCGAUGGAGAUCCAGUACCUGGUGGACCAGCUGGCGGCGUCGCUGGACAUCCUGGUGGGGACGCGGCUGGAGGCGUGCAUCUGCUUCCCGGUGUUCAUAGCCGGGAUGAACUCUGUGUACGCGGACCGCGAGCAGAUGGAGGCGCGCAUCGACGACGUGGUGAAGCGGUACCGGUGGAAGAACAUUGUGCGGUGCCGGCUGGUGAUGAGAGAGGUGUGGAAGGUGAACUCGAACGGCGAGCGGUGGGUCGACUGGUACGAGAUUGUGCGCCGGCUGGGCUGGGACUUGAGUUUUGCCUGA